ACUACUAAGCAUCCUAUGAGAAACACCUUAAUUACCUCAGCAGCAUAGAAAAUGAUGGUCAAGUCCACAGGCACCACCGCCAUUUUUGCUCUCCUAAUUAUCCUCCUCUUCCUUCCAAACUCUUAUUCCUUCAAUAUACUCAGAGAUUUCGCCAUAAAAGUUCCAGAAUCAGAUGUUGAUCUUCUAGAAUUCCCUCUGAAUUUGGAGUUCCUGGAAGCUGAAUUCUUCUUGUAUGGCUCUUUGGGUUAUGGUUUGGACAAAGUUGCUCCAAAUCUAACCAAAGGAGGUCCACCACCCAUUGGUGGAAAAUUUGCCAAUCUUGAUCAUUUCACCAGGGAUAUCAUCCUUCAAUUUGCUUUGCAAGAAGUUGGGCACUUGAGGGCUAUUCAAAGCACAGUGAAAGGAUUCCCAAGGCCACUGUUGGAUAUAAGUGCAACAUCAUUUGCAAAAGUGAUAGAUUCUGCAUUAGGAAGAAAACUGAAUCCUCCUUUUGAUCCUUACUCUAAUAGCCUCAACUACCUCCUUGCUUCCUAUUUAGUUCCAUACGUAGGACUCACCGGCUAUGUUGGAGCAAAUCCUAAACUCCGAGGUUCUGCUUCCAAAAGGCUGGUAGCAGGACUUUUAGGAGUAGAAUCAGGCCAAGAUGCUGUUAUCAGAGCACUGCUAUAUGAGCAUGCAUUGGAGAGAGUAGAGCCUUAUGGAAUAACAGUGGCUGAGUUUACAGAUCAAAUUUCAAAGCUGAGAGAUAAGCUUGGACGUGAUGGUGUCAAAGAUGAAGGGCUUGUGGUUCCACCUGUAAGAGGAGCUGAGGGGAAAAUCUCUGGAAAUGUGCUUGCAGGAGACAAGAACUCAUUAGCUUUUGAUAGGACUCCUGAGCAGAUACUUAGAAUUGUGUAUGGAAGUGGUAAUGAACAUAUUCCUGGAGGUUUCUAUCCAAAGGGAGCUAAUGGUCGCAUUGCCAGAUCCCAUUUACACAAUGCCUAAAAGCUUAUAUAUCCUAGUAGUAGAUAUAUGCCAAAAAGUUUCUGUAUUUCAAUCCAAAUAAUUAUCAUGAUCUAAAUUCCAAGUU
This is a messenger RNA of Ziziphus jujuba (common jujube), 1069 nucleotides long. RefSeq names its product desiccation-related protein PCC13-62. The record is from RefSeq and is a predicted model, not a curated record. Bases 52 to 984 code for a protein of 310 amino acids. NCBI's taxonomy places the organism in Eukaryota, Viridiplantae, Streptophyta, Magnoliopsida, Rosales, Rhamnaceae. The transcript has 3 exons.